Molecule: messenger RNA, 1047 nt
Organism: Rhodotorula graminis WP1
Lineage: Eukaryota; Fungi; Basidiomycota; Microbotryomycetes; Sporidiobolales; Sporidiobolaceae
Exons: 9
Coding region: 1-1047 (348 amino acids)
Cellular component (GO): plasma membrane; endoplasmic reticulum
Source: RefSeq, a predicted model, not a curated record
AUGGGCUACACGUCCUCGAUCGACACCAACCCGGUGACGUCCGACAUUGGCCUGGCGCCUGCCGGGUCCGUGUGGUUGUGGACCCUGUUCGGCGUCUUCACCGUCUCGCUCCUCGUCCUGCUCGGCCUCGCGCACUCGCGCUCUCAGCAGCACCGCGCGUUCCACUACGUCGCCAUCGUCGUCCUCGCCAUCACGGCCGUGCACUACGCCGUGCAGGCGAGCAACCUCGGGUACGCGAGCGUGCCCGUCGAGUGGGUCCGCUCGGGCUCGCGCGGCCAGUCCCAGGUCCGGGCCGGAGCGCCGUCGCCGCCGACGAGGUCCAUCUUCUACGCCCAGUGGGUGGGCUACGUCCUCACGACGCCGCUCCUCGUCCUCAUGCUCCUCCUCGCGACGGGCUUUACCCUGUCGCGCAUCUUCCUCGUCCUGUUCUUCACCGUGCUCUGGACCGUGUGCCUCCUCAUCGGCGCCCUCAUCCCGACGAGGUACAAGUGGGCGCUGUACGCCUUUGCCGUGGCGGCCUUGUUCUACACGCUCUGGAACAUGACGUUCCCGGCGAGCCGCUCGGCGAGGACCCUCGGUCGCGAGUACCACCGCAACCACGUUGGCCACGCGUGGGGCCUCUCGAUCCUCUUCCUCUUCUACCCGCUCGUCUGGGGCCUGUCCGAGGGCAGCAACAUUCUCACGGUCUCGAGCCAGAUGUUCUGGUACGGCGUCCUCGACUUUCUCGUCAAGGUCUGCUGGCUGUUCGCCUUCCUGUUUGGCGUCGAGUCGCUCGACUACUCGCGCUUCGGCUUCCACUCGGGCAAGUACACCGACCUCGCGCAGGACACGGACGGCAACUACGGCGGCGGCGGCGCGCAGCGCAUCCUCUCGGGCGGCGGCGGCUCGACGACGACGACGGGCGGUCCGAGCAUGGCCGGCAGCCCGGCGCGCACGGGCCCUGGCCCGGACCUUGGCGGCCCGUCGCCGGGCAUGAUGCAGCAGCAGCAGCAGCAGCAGCCGCAGAUGACGAGCGUCGAGCAGGGCCGGGUCGGCGAGUCGGUCUGA